Molecule: messenger RNA, 794 nt
Organism: Rhizophagus irregularis DAOM 181602=DAOM 197198
Lineage: Eukaryota; Fungi; Glomeromycota; Glomeromycetes; Glomerales; Glomeraceae
Source: RefSeq, a predicted model, not a curated record
AUGGAUGUAAAAAUGGAUAACGUUAACUUUGGCUCUACUAGCUCUAUUUUCGAUAACGUAAAUCUUCAUGCCAAACCAAUGGACUCCUCCACUAACGGAAUGGACACUAGACGAGAACACAAUCGCGACAGGCAACCAACAACAGUCAACGUUUCCUGGAAAUCAAACCAGGGAAGGAUUAUAAGCCCUGCAUUUGUAUGGAAAUGUGAUUCCGAAAAUAGAGCAUUGGGAGUUCGGGAGCUGCUCGGAGAUGAAUGCCUGGACCUCUUUAUGCCAGUGGAGACCAGAUCUCCAAAUCAAGUCUCGAACAAUAUCAGCAUACAAAAGAGAAAUAAAGGAACCAUGCAAACAUUGCAAAGCUAUUCAGAAUUGGUUGAUGCAUUAAAGAAUGAUCGUGAGUUUCAUGAAUUCCAUAAAUCUACAGAUGAGUGGCUAAUUGAUCAAGAAAAUAAAGAAUACUUCAAGAAAACAUAUGAUAUCACCAAUAUUCACCCACUGUUUGUAGACCAAUAUGGAAUGACUGUUCUGUUUUUAGAUGAUCGUGGUAUUUUAUUUGCAUGGUGCGAAAUGACAAAAGACACUGGAUAUCUUAAGAAUUAAUAACAUGGAGGGUCUCGCGAACUACCUCUACCACCCAGAAAAGGUGCGUGCCAUUAUGGAGGACACCGGUGUAGAGUGGAACUUAAACGUCGCGUAAAGGAAAAGAGGGCAAAGGAGAAGUUGGAAAAGGAAAAGUUGGCGGAGAAAAAUAGGGAAAAAAGGUUGGUAAAGAAAAAAAGGUUGGCAGAGAAAAA